AUACAGGUGCAGAGACAAAUGCUAUUAGCGAGGUCGCCAUGGAGAGACUCAUCCGAGAAGGGGCCGAAGUCAAGAAGCUCGAUGAAAAAUGUACCGCUAUUAUGGCCGAUGGCAACCCUAUAAACGAUUGUCCGGUCUAUCGACUCCGCAUUGCACAAGCUGGAGAGUCUGUUGAAGCAUCGGUUGUUGUCAUCAAGGGACUAACAC
Messenger RNA from Perkinsus marinus ATCC 50983, 207 nucleotides. RefSeq lists its product as hypothetical. The record is from RefSeq and is a predicted model, not a curated record. The annotation marks the transcript as partial. Lineage: Eukaryota; Perkinsozoa; Perkinsida; Perkinsidae. The transcript has a single exon.